GACAAAAAAAAAAUAUAAAAUAAUUUUUUUUUAAAUUAAUAAAUAAAAAUUUUAUUUAAAAUAAAUAAUGGAUUAUGACAUCCUAUGCUUCAAACACUGUAACUCGCAAUCAAUAUUCUGCAAAGCAAUCCCCGAAAAAUGUCCUAUCUGUCAGGUGGAACUAAAAAAUUUAUUAACAGAACCAUUUGUCUUGCCGCACUGUUGCACAAAGGCGACAAAUAACCCGGCUUCGAUAGUACUGAAGCCUUCUGUUGGAACAUUUUGCAACGACUACACUAUUACGAAGGACAUGCACAUUGGUGUGGUUGAUUCCCAAUGCCAGUUAUAUGAAUACGAUCACCGCGGAAUAAUUCACAACAAUUUUAACGACUGGACAGACUGCAUUGUCAUUAACAAUUUAGUUCCCGAAUCUUGGUACUUCCACUGGGACAAAACGCUGUCAGAUAUUGUCAUAAAUCCUGCCUGGAGUUCAUCAAACUACGACUCUGAAAAAUUUAAUUGUUACAAUUUCAUCAUUGAGUUUCUUAAAUUAUUGAAUUAUGAAAAUUUAAAAUUUAUUGAUAAAGAGCAUGUGUUUAAUGAAUUUUUCUUACCUAAGUUGCGUUAUACAUUAAAGUAUAUUUAUAUUUAUAGAAAAUUGAAGAAUACUUGUUGUUACGUUGCUUGA
This is a messenger RNA of Cotesia glomerata, 667 nucleotides long. RefSeq names its product MKRN2 opposite strand protein. The transcript has a single exon. NCBI's taxonomy places the organism in Eukaryota, Metazoa, Arthropoda, Insecta, Hymenoptera, Braconidae. The record is from RefSeq and is a predicted model, not a curated record. Bases 68 to 667 code for a protein of 199 amino acids.